GUCGCCGCGACGUCAUCUACAAAAUACUUCAAUGAAAAUUGUUGUAUCGCCAGUAGAGUGAAGAAAAUAAAAACGGUGCUGUGAAUAAUAAUAAAAAUAAAUAUGACAAGUGUACAACCAAAUAAAAGCGAAAAAGAAUUCAUAAUUCAACGUGUGGAAGGUCUUCUUCAAGCAUGGAAUCCAGCGUCGGAAUAGCAUUCGGCCGAGAUGUCUUCUACCGCUGGAGAAGACGUCGAAGAUAUGGGAUCAGCGGAUCCGAAUCCACUUCGUAACGGUUGCGACGACAUCUGGACUUGGGAUAGAAGAGAAAAAAGCCCCGAAGUAAGACUACAUGGACCAGGCCUUCGUAUCGCUCAUUUUCAUCCCAAUUGGAGUAGUGGUACGGCUGGAGUGAGAGGCACCAAGGUACUUAACAACGGACGCUAUUUCUGGGAAUUACAUCUGUCGAGAAGAAUUUUCGGUACCAGUAUGAUGUUCGGAAUAGGUACAAAAAAGGCACGGCUACACGCAGAUUCAUUCACCAAUCUUCUAGGAAAAGAUAACCAAGGUUGGGGAUUAUCCCACAAAGGUCUUCUAUGGCAUAGCGGUAGAUGGACACAUUACACCAAGCCUUUCCGAGAGAACGUUCCCACGAAAAUAGGUAUUCUCUUUGAUGGGAUAGCAGGCACAGUAACUUAUUAUAAAGACGAAAAAUGCCUCGGUAUCGCCUUCAGAGGUCUAAACGAAAUAAAAGAACCGCUUUACCCGGUAAUUUGUUCAACGGCAGCAAAGACUGAAAUGCUUCUAGAUUCUAUGAAACGGGACUUUGUCAAUCUACAAGAUCGAUGUAGAGCUGUUAUAAUUAAGCGAGUUAAGAAUAAAGAAGAUUUGGAAAAAUUAUUUUUACCACCGCAGGUCAGACGAUAUCUUUCUGAAGGUAUUCCAGAGAUUGCGCAACCGUUCAAACCAGUUAAUAUAAAUAAGGAAGAUACUGAUCUUUAAUUUUAUUUCCCAUUGACGAUUUAGUUAAUUCAACGACUGUAAUUUAUCUUUUUCAUUCGACGAUAGCCUUUUAUUAACACCAAAAAUGAGUUUCCUUUAAAGUAAUUUAAAACACACGGUGGUUCCGCUGUCAAAUACUGCACUUUUGGUUGAUGGUUCGCCGUUCAAAAAUGUCAUGUCCGAUGGGAGCCCUUCAGGAGACAUUAUUUGAAGAUUUUGUGAAAAUUAGAUUUGUCUUAACUGAUUAAUGUUGAUUCGGGGAAUCGAAAUUUGAUAUCACUGAUGAUAAUCAGUAAAAUCGUCGAUUAACACAACUGCCGUAUUCCUCAGACACCCAAUUGAUAGCUCAAAUUAUGAAAGGAGCCUUCACGUGGUUUUUCGGUGACUUCCAAUGUGAUUUUGGAAUCUAUUUCGUUGAAGCUCGGGUUUAUUCACCAAAAAAGAUUUUGGAAUGCUAUUGAGUGAUCUAAUCUGCAUAAUUCAAGUUAAGAACGUAAUUUUUUUCUUUAGAAAGCGUUUCUUCAAUGAGCUGCAAUUCCUGAACCUUCAGUAAUAUUUAUACUGAAUCACUACUACACCGGUGAUUCCCAAUGUGGUGCAGGUGUUAUCCAGGAGGCUCUUCAAUAGAAGUUUUCUUGAAUUUCCAUAGUCAGAUCUCACAAUUGUAUUGUCUAACGAACUUUUCGAUAACCAAGUUUUUAUCUUCAGUGGUAGAAGUGUCUUGUUUAUGAUUAUAAUGGGAUUAUCGACGUUAUUUUUGCUCUAAGUGAAAAAAAAAGUAGAGGACGGUAUUUUUUUGAAACCCGGGUUGAAAUUCCAAGUUCAAACUAUUUUCUUUGCACAUUUUGGUGCUUCUAAUUUUGUUACCGAUGUAGAACCUUUGGCUGUGUUGCUUCUUUUUCCAAUUUUGAUUUAUUUUUAACUCAAAUGACAUCAUUUUCGUUGAAUGAAUCUGGGUAUCGAGGAAAUAGACUUUCUAAACUUAAAAAUUAGAAGUUAGGAUAGACUACGCUCAGGGGUGUCAUCAAAUAGUCAAUUUUUAGUCGGCACCAAUAGUAUCUUGAAAUAAGAAGGCGCUCAGGAAGCCUAAUUUGUGUAUUCUGUGAUAUCUUCAACUUCAAUUUCCAUACAAUCGUUUGCUUGUUCUUUUACAAUGAAAAAUCUCCGGCCAGUUUGGAUGUGUGUACCAUGACGAAAAACAGAGAUGCUUCAUAAGUCUCAAUAAGAAGACUCAAAAUAACAUAAUAGUGAAGUUUACAAGACGAGAUAUGUCUAUGGAGUGUGUACAGCCAUAGAUAAAACAGUAAAGGGUUUGAGCUGAUUGUUUUUUUUUCAUACUAUUAAAAUAAUUUUGUUCCUUUGGUAUUUUUUUGUUACCACAUUUACUUUUUUCUCGUUGGGGGUUUUAAUAUUUGAAACAAAAAUUUUAAAUAUACAUUUUUCGAAUUUAUAUUCAAUUUGGAAACACUCAAUAUUGUAGUGAUGUAAAAGGCUAUCUAAGUUGUACUUGUUUUCGUCAAAUAUGUUUAUGCAAUGAUAUUAUCGUAUUAAGGUUAUUUUUUGUGUUAUAUUUGAAGGCUUUCGUAUAGAAAAAAACCAUGAAUGUUGAAGAAAUUGUUUUUAGAGAAAAAUGAGACUAAGGAAUGCUGAUAUAUUUAGGAACUUAAGAUAAAUCGUAUCAGAACAUUCGAUUUUCAGUCACGAUAGAACAUACUUGUUAAUGUUUUCACAAUUUUUAAUACCUUGACUACCAAUAUCCAUCGUUUCCUUCUUUCGCCUUCUGUUAUGGCCUACUCAAUGUAAGGAAUGGUCUUAAAACAUUGCAGAACAUAUUAUCUUCAGGCCAGAAGCCCCACGGUACUAGAUAUGGUGAGUUUUAACAGACAAAAAUACUUUAAUCAUCCAAAAACUUGCAUUUGAAUAGCAAAUAUUGACCCGGUGCGUUUUUCAGUUGUCUUUAAUGGAAGAUUUGUUCAUAAACUUUCGAAUCCUUUAUUGAAUUCGUAGUUUGUGCUAUUAAAAUGAGGUAAUAUCUCUUUUUGACGUCGAAGGACGUUUCAUUUCUUGUCCUAAAUCUGAAUGACUUAUUUCGUUCUUAGAAUCGUUCAUGAAAAUCUUCAAAUUCACAACAUUAUCGUUAUGAACUUUACGCGAACUUCUGAUGAUGAUUUGUUCAAGAUCCAUAUUUCACGACACCUUUUAAUUUGAUCUUACACCGUAUAUUUAAGCGGAAUAUUCGUAAUCAUUGUUGAUAUCCAUACUGAAUACCAGCACUCACUAUAAAACUGUCUAAUACGUAAUAAUUGUGAGUGUUGGAGUAGUGGUAGUGUAAUUCGGAUCGUGUGAUAGGCCCUUUAUAUUUAAUGUGAGAAAUUGAUUUCGUUUUGUAUUGAUGGUUUUAAAAAUAGUGAAGACUUCCUUGAAUAUUGAAAUUUUUGUUCUAUGAGUGGAUGAGAUGGUCCCAAAAGAACCUAACCCAACAAAGAAAACACAAAAAUUUUGAAAAAAAAUAUAUUCAUUUUCCUUUUAGCUCCAUACACUUUUCCCAUCGAUGUUCAAUAAGUUCGAUACUCUUUUUAUAAUAAGAAUCGUCAAGGUCUUCAAAAUAGUCAUUAACUACCGAAAUCACAUCUCCCUUUGACCACCGAAUUAUUUAUUCAAGUCUAGGUACAGAAAAUAAUCCGAGGGAAACAAAUCUGGCGAAUAGGGUGCAUGAUGUAGCAUUUCAAACUUUAAUUCAUUCAUUUUGGUCGUGCUGGUCUUCACAAGUCGUACGUCCUCGUUUAAACUUAUCUACCCAAUAUUUUAUUGUUGUUUACAAAUUCGCUGAUAGCUAACAAACAAAUUAUAAACAACGUGACGUCUUCAAACUGUAUAGAAUGUGUUCUUUCUAAUAUAUUGUUAUAUUUCAAGCAACUACCGCCAUCUCUAGGUCAAGUCAGGUACUUCUGGGACCUUCCUCGUUUAUUCAAUUAAUUUUAAACUGAAAUGUUUCUUAUACAUUUUAAGAAAUGAUAUUUAUUUGUAAUAUGAAGAAUAUAUUAUUCUAAUUAUUAUUAUUUCAUUAACAAACGAUAUUUGUAUAAACUCUGAACAGGAAAUGAUAGCCAGUGGUGAAAUGUUACCUUAACCUCACAUUUGUAAAAUACUAAUAUAUAAAAUUUGUGUGCCGCCCUGUAUUUAUAUAAUUAUAGGAUGGUUAAACAUGAUUCAAUUUUAAGAUACUUGUACUUACAUUUGCACAAAGUGUGUAUUUUUGGCCAAUUUGUGCAAUAGAAAUUGUAAAUAGAAUAUUUGAUGUCUGAUACGUCUAAAGCUAAAUAAAUUAAGUCUUUUAACAUAAUAUUAUCAAUCAUAUAAACUUUAUAUAACAAGGCAAACUUUUAAUUUAUAUUCUUUGAUUUAAUUUGAGAAAAUAUUGAUUUUUGUUCACCCAGUACACGAUUAUCUAUGGAUAAUAUCUUUUGAGCUAAAUUAAACGUAUUAGAAUCAAUUGAUAAUUGUUUAAACUCACACUGUAUAUAGAAAUUUUAGUUGGAAUGGCUUGUGAAAUAUAUAUAUAUAUAUAUAUAUAUA
Diorhabda carinulata is the source of this 4557-nucleotide messenger RNA. RefSeq names its product SPRY domain-containing SOCS box protein 3 (gene SP555). Gene Ontology annotation, cellular component: SCF ubiquitin ligase complex. Gene Ontology annotation, biological process: proteasome-mediated ubiquitin-dependent protein catabolic process. Lineage: Eukaryota; Metazoa; Arthropoda; Insecta; Coleoptera; Chrysomelidae. Bases 208 to 981 code for a protein of 257 amino acids. Gene Ontology annotation, molecular function: protein binding. The record is from RefSeq and is a predicted model, not a curated record. The transcript is spliced from 4 exons.